UGUUCGGAGCGCGCUGGGCUCCGCUGCCGGGAGAGCCGAGUCGGGGCCGCGCUGGACCAGCGAGGAGCCCACGAGCCUUCGAGGUUGUGGACGAGGGAGGGAGGAGUCGCCGCCAACGCCAGCUCCUGCCGGGAGGGAGCCCAAACCCGCCGCGGGCCAUGAGCCACCGGGCCCCGGGAGCCCGGCCGCGGUCCGGGCAGCGCUCCGCCGGCGCCCGGACCCGCCCGGCCGCAGCUGCGCGCCUGUAGCUGCAGGGGGCUGCGAUGGGACGGGAACCAUGAAUGGUGCCGCCUCUGGCCCCGCCGCUGCCGCCCCGGUCCCGGACUGGCGGCAGUUCUGUGAGCUGCAUGCCCAGGCGGCCGCCGUGGACUUCGCACACAAAUUCUGCCGCUUCCUACACGACAACCCGGCCUACGACACGCCGGACGCCGGGGCCUCCUUCUCCCGCCAUUUCGCAGCCAAUUUCCUGGACAUCUUCAGUGAGGAGGUGCGCCGUGUGCUGGUGGCCGGGGCAGCCAAGCACCCCGACACCAUGGAACCCGAGCCGGCGGCACUCAAGGUGGCAUCGUCGUGCGGCCACUCGCGGAGCUCUGAGGACGUGUCGGCGCACGCGGCGGCCAAGGCCCGCGUCCGCAAGGGCUUCUCACUGCGCAACAUGAGCCUGUGUGUGGUGGACGGCAUGCGUGACAUGUGGCACCGGCGCUCCUCUCCCGAGCCUGAUGCCACCCCGCGGGCUGCCGAGGCCCCGGCCGAGCCUCGCGACAAAUGGACACGGCGCCUGCGGCUGUCGCGGACGCUGGCGGCCAAGGUGGAGCUGGUGGACAUCCAGCGGGAGGGCGCGCUGCGCUUCAUGGUGGCCGACGAUGCUGCCGCGGGCCCGGGCGGCGCCGCCCAAUGGCAGAAGUGCCGCCUGCUCCUGCGCCGGGCCGUGGCUGGCGAGCGCUUCCGCCUGGAGUUUUUCGUGCCGCCUAAGGCCUCCAGGCCCAAGGUCAGCAUCCCUCUCUCGGCCAUCAUCGAGGUCCGCACCACCAUGCCCCUGGAGAUGCCGGAGAAGGACAAUACGUUUGUGCUCAAGGUGGAGAAUGGAGCAGAGUACAUCCUGGAGACCAUCGAUUCACUGCAGAAGCACUCAUGGGUGGCUGACAUCCAGGGCUGUGUGGACCCCGGGUCCUCUCCAGGUUGGUGCCAGCCAUUCCUCCAUAGCCCCACCCCCACCCCUAUCUCCAGCAGGCUCUUGGAGGCCUGCUCCGCAGGGCCAGGGCCCAGGAACCUGGAAGGAAGUUGGAUCAAGUCUUCCCUCACCCCAGAGGAGCCUGAGACCACUAAAAGAAGGGCAGGGAUGGGGGACAGUGAGGAAGACACAGAGCUCUCCUGUGCCCAAGGAGGCUGCCUGGCCAGCCGAGUGACCUCCUGCAGCUGUGAGCUCCUCACAGAGGCAGCAGACCUGCCCCGGGCCCCAGAGACAACGGCAGCUGUGGUGACAGCCCCACACAGCCGAGCUCGAGAUGCUGUCAGUGAGUCCCUGGUCCAUGUCCCACUGGAGACCUUCCUGGAGACCCUGGACUCCCCGGGCGGCAGCAAUGGUGACAGCAAUAACACAGGGGAGGAAGGAGCCGAGCCUGAGCCCGAGGCAGCACCAGAGCUGGAGCUCUCCGACUACCCCUGGUUCCACGGGACGCUCUCGCGGGUCAGGGCAGCGCAGCUGGUGCUGGCAGGCGGGCCCCGGAGCCACGGCCUCUUUGUGAUCCGGCAGAGUGAGACUCGGCCUGGGGAGUACGUACUGACCUUCAACUUCCAGGGCAAGGCCAAGCACCUUCGCCUGUCCCUGAAUGGCCACGGGCAGUGCCACGUACAGCACCUGUGGUUCCAAUCUGUGCUUGACAUGCUGCGCCACUUCCACACCCAUCCCAUUCCACUGGAGUCAGGGGGCUCCGCAGACAUCACUCUCCGCAGCUACGUGCGUGCCCAGGGCCCCCCACCUGACCCGGGGCCCUCGCCCAGCGCCGCCCCCGCGCCUCCCGCCUGCUGGACCGAGCCGGCCAACCAGCACUACUUCUCCAGCCUCGCGGCCGCCGCCUGCCCACCCGCCUCGCCCUCCGAGGCGGGUGGGGCCUCGUCCUCGUCCACCUCGUCGUCGUCGGCCGCGUCCCUGCCCGCCGCCCCGCGCGGCGCCGCCGAGGGCCUGCUGAGCGCGCGCGGCCACAGCCACAGCGCCGAGCGGCUGCUGGAGGCGGUGGCCGGUGCGGACGAGCCCCCGGAGGCCGCGCCGCCGGGAGAGGGAUCGCGCGGCCACACGCGUGCCGUGGAAAACCAGUACUCCUUCUACUAGCGCCGCGCCGUUUGCCGCCAAGGCCCUGGAGCCUUUCGGACCGGCCGAGCAUCCACCCACGUGUCCGUCAGCCCAGCGGACCCUGCGACCCCAGCCCGGUGCUGGGUGGGAAAAGCGAAGCUCUUCA
This is a messenger RNA of Rhinolophus ferrumequinum (greater horseshoe bat), 2456 nucleotides long. RefSeq names its product SH2B adaptor protein 2 (gene SH2B2). Gene Ontology annotation, cellular component: plasma membrane. Gene Ontology annotation, molecular function: transmembrane receptor protein tyrosine kinase adaptor activity. The coding region runs from base 278 to 2329 and encodes 683 amino acids. The record is from RefSeq and is a predicted model, not a curated record. The transcript is spliced from 10 exons. NCBI's taxonomy places the organism in Eukaryota, Metazoa, Chordata, Mammalia, Chiroptera, Rhinolophidae. Gene Ontology annotation, biological process: intracellular signal transduction; antigen receptor-mediated signaling pathway.